AUGGACGAGAGCGAGUUCCGUCGCAUGCUGGAACGUUACCCAGUGGUGCGCAAGAAGACGCACUGCCGCGUGCAAUGGAAUAGCAUGUACGACGAGGAGACGACGACGCCUAGAAGCUCGGGUAUCUUCAUCCCUGCAGGAUGUGAUUGCGAUAUCAAUCCAUUGGACUCGCUAGAGGAUGCGCUGGAGAAGUUUCUGGCGCCGUAUUUCUCGUCCCAGGAGGCGGCGAAGAUCCAGCAACAGCUUGAAAAGACUCAGAGAGAUUUCGUGUCGAGUUUGUGUUUAGAAGAUGUAAACGAUUUAUGCGAGCAGUUUGUCACGACUAAGUGA
Messenger RNA from Peronospora farinosa, 330 nucleotides. The record is from the annotation of a GenBank genome assembly. NCBI's taxonomy places the organism in Eukaryota, Oomycota, Peronosporomycetes, Peronosporales, Peronosporaceae.